This is a messenger RNA of Acanthopagrus latus (yellowfin seabream), 1456 nucleotides long. Its product is annotated as hyaluronan-binding protein 2-like. The coding region runs from base 169 to 1278 and encodes 369 amino acids. Gene Ontology annotation, molecular function: serine-type endopeptidase activity. The transcript is spliced from 9 exons. The record is from RefSeq and is a predicted model, not a curated record. Gene Ontology annotation, biological process: proteolysis. Lineage: Eukaryota; Metazoa; Chordata; Actinopteri; Spariformes; Sparidae.
GGUUGUUGUUGGAUCAGUACACUGGGUCUGGCUGGUUACAAGCACUCUCUGUGAUAAGUGCAUCCCAUUGGAUAAGCUGCAGUCAGUGAAUCUGAAGCCUACAGAAAAGAAAUAGAAAACUGAUGACCAAAUGACUGCUACCAAGAGAACGGUGAGUCUUACCUCGGCAUGGUGAGUGAGACAGUGGAAGGAGAAGAGUGUUUGGACUGGAAUUCCUAUUUCAUUGUGCAGAAGGGCAGCGAUCCCUUCAAAGAGUACGCAGGCUUCAAUGGAAUCGGGCCACACAAUUACUGCAGGAACCCUGAUGGAGACGAUCAGCCCUGGUGCUUCAUCAAAAAAAACAACAAACUGAAGUGGAACUACUGUAAAGUUAGGAAAUGUUCUGGAGCUCCAACCACCCCACAAACAAUUCCAACUCCAGCCAAGCCAGACGUCUCCACCGCCCAGUUCUCCCAGUGUGGGAAGCCACAGCCCGGCCGCUCGGCCCGGAUCUUCGGAGGGAAGAAAUCUCUUCCCGGAGCUCAUCCGUGGCAGGUUUCCCUUCAGACCAGACCCAAAGGCUCCUCUGGGCCCUUCAGCCACAUCUGUGGAGGCAUCCUCAUCGAGUCCUGCUGGGUGCUCACUGCUGCACACUGCAUAAAAAACGGACUGGAAAUGCAGGUGGUGCUGGGAGGAGUGGACAUAGAGAAGGAUGAAGUGUACGAUCAGGUCAUUCCAGUGGAGAAGGCCAUUGUGCAUGAGGAAUAUAAGGAGAGCCCCUUUGCUCUCCAUAAUGAUGUUGCCAUGCUUCAGCUGAAGGUCACGGACAAACCGUACUGUGCCAAGGAAACACGCUUCGUGAAGACAGUCUGCCUGCCGAACAUGCCCUUCACCAAUGGGACCGAGUGUGUGAUCUCAGGGUGGGGCGUGACCGAAACACCUCAUGGAUAUUCAUCCAGUUCACCUCUAGCGCGCAUUUACAUCGGAAAACAGGAGAAGUACGGUACCAGCCAGCUGCUGGAUGCUCGCGUCCUCCUGAUCUCCCAGGAGAAAUGUAACGCUCCGCAUGUCUACGGAGGCUCGCUGGACGACAGCAUGUUCUGUGCUGGCAACAUGAGAGGAGGCGUUGACUCCUGCCAGGGUGACUCUGGCGGCCCUCUGGUGUGCGAGCGUAAUGGGACCCACUACGUCGUCGGCGUGGUGAGCUGGGGCGACGGCUGCGGGAAGAAGUACAAGCCCGGUGUCUACGCCAAUGUCCGCAGAUUUAUUGACUGGAUUGCUUCUCACUUAAUCUCAUGAGGAUGCACAUGACCAUAAAGUGACAUGUGGUGUGUACGUAGACGUUACUUCUACACGUUCCGUUCAUAAUAUUAGUUAAUUUUUGAAUGUUGUGAAAUAAUUUUACAAUAUUAAGGUUCCACCUACUCUUUGUAAGCAUGCUUGGAUCAACUGUUAAUAAAGAUGACAAUAAAGAAUA